This is a messenger RNA of Eimeria mitis, 468 nucleotides long. RefSeq lists its product as uncharacterized. The transcript has 3 exons. Lineage: Eukaryota; Apicomplexa; Conoidasida; Eucoccidiorida; Eimeriidae. The record is from RefSeq and is a predicted model, not a curated record. The coding region runs from base 1 to 468 and encodes 155 amino acids.
AUGGGGGUUCUGAAGUUCGUGGCAGUUCUCUCUGCUGCCGCCGUGUGUGCCUUGCACUCUGAGGCCAGUGUAUCUCCUACGCAAGACUUGAACGAAGCCGAACAUACGGAGCACGUCGACGGCGACAGAACUGAAACUGAAAAUGAAGUUGACACUCUAGACGGCACCGAUAUUACGGUAACAUCCACGCCAGCUCCACGGACAGCUCGCAAUGGUGACGGCUCAGGAUCAUCAAGCGAAAGCACAGAAGCAACGGAGGCACCAACAACACCAGAAGCGACGGAGGCACCAACAACAUCAAAACCAACAGAAGCACCGACAACACCAACAGCAACAGAAUCAACGUCCACAACAACCGCGGAAACAACAAGCACUGCGGCACUUGGCCAGCCUUCUGGUGCCUCUUAUCUUGUGUUGAAUCUGACGGCUGCUACUUUUGCACUUGUUUUGUCAUUUUUGUCGUUCUAA